Molecule: messenger RNA, 540 nt
Organism: Penicillium nucicola
Lineage: Eukaryota; Fungi; Ascomycota; Eurotiomycetes; Eurotiales; Aspergillaceae
Exons: 3
Coding region: 1-540 (179 amino acids)
Source: RefSeq, a predicted model, not a curated record
AUGCCCAUUCGCAUCCGCCAUGCGGCGCGCCGCAAGUACCACUGGCCAGAAUUACAACUCAACAUCUGGAUCAUGAUCGUCAUGACCUGCUCCGCAACAUGUCUGGGUAUCUUCUCGUGGUUCAUGACCGUCCAAUCGCAAAUGCAUCUCGGGACGCCUUGGCUCUUCCCUUACAUGGUCACAACAAGCGCCCUGGGCGUGGCAUUCAUUCUCAUAGUGCUUGUCCUGGCUGAGCGCAGUUUCCUCUUACCCGGCAUUAUCAUCAUCGGCAGUUUCAUUCUGUGUGUGUUAUGGUUGGCCGGGUUGAUUGAGACGGCGCUGCAGCUUUAUGGGAUUGUUGGCGAUGUGAAUGCCAAUUGCCAGAUUUAUGUGGAGAAUAACAAGUCCUGGGGGAAUAAUAUUAAUACUCUGGCCUGGUUGACUCAGAGUACUAUUUGCAAUUGCUGGAAGACUGCUUUUGCGCUGGAGCUUGUCAAUACCAUCUUCUAUCUAUGGAUGAUUAUUAUGUCGUGGCAGGUGAAUCGUGAUGUUUAUGAUUGA